CCUGUCUGUCUCUAACCUGUCUGUCUCUAACCUGUCUCAGGUACGAUGGGGAAGGAGCAGCGACCGGCUGAAGUUGAGAAAGGACGAGGAUCUCUGUUCUCUGUGUCCUCUGACCUCACUGUUACCAGACACCUGAGACAGGUGGACAUCUCUAACGGGUUGGACUGGUCUUUGGACCAAAAGACGUUUUUCUACAUCGACAGUUUGUCUCUGAGCGUUGACGCGUUCGACUACGACCUGGAGACAGGAGACAUCGGUAAGUACUUCAUAGUACUACCUAGCACUUUACACUACGACCUGGAGACAGGAGACAUCAGUAAGUACUUCAUAGUACAACCUAGUACUUUAUACUACGACCUGAAGACAUGAGACAUCAGUAAGUAC
This is a messenger RNA of Etheostoma cragini (Arkansas darter), 384 nucleotides long. Its product is annotated as regucalcin-like. The coding region runs from base 46 to 369 and encodes 107 amino acids. Gene Ontology annotation, molecular function: gluconolactonase activity; calcium ion binding. Gene Ontology annotation, biological process: L-ascorbic acid biosynthetic process. NCBI's taxonomy places the organism in Eukaryota, Metazoa, Chordata, Actinopteri, Perciformes, Percidae. The transcript is spliced from 2 exons. The record is from RefSeq and is a predicted model, not a curated record.